Molecule: messenger RNA, 1946 nt
Organism: Periophthalmus magnuspinnatus
Lineage: Eukaryota; Metazoa; Chordata; Actinopteri; Gobiiformes; Gobiidae
Gene: gpr160
Product: G protein-coupled receptor 160
Exons: 4
Coding region: 400-1299 (299 amino acids)
Cellular component (GO): signaling receptor complex; plasma membrane
Source: RefSeq, a predicted model, not a curated record
GCUUAUUGGCCACACAAGGGUUUGAUGGAAGGACUAGCAAAGUUUACCUCCAGUCAGGCCUGACUCAUCCUGCUUAAGGUCAAACUGCCAGUAUGUUUGCAUUGGUAAUGGCCCAGAAAUGGGAAGUGAGCAUAUUUCCAUGCGCUUAUUAACCAGGAGGAUAUACAGACAACAGAACCACUCUGUGCAUGUGCAUUUGCUUGAGGUCUUUAAUGCUCGAUUUGUUAUGUAAAUGUUGACAAUUUCCUUGUUCAGUUCUGCACAUGACACCACGCCUUUAAACAAAGUGAGUUUUAGACGCAGACCGCCCUGGACAUUUCACCUCAAGAUCAACUAAAACAACGCGUCUCUAAUGUUGCUCACAUACAGAUUAUCCAGUCAUCCUCUGGUAGCUCUCAAAUGGACAUGAGUAUCCCAAUCCCCUCUGUGCUCUUUGGACUGGGGGGGAAAUGCAUCCUAAACUGGGCUCUGGUCUUCUUCCAAAAGGACCACAUCUGCAGGAGUUUUCUUUGUGUUUUUAGCCUCUCCGUGUCCAUCGUAGACACCGUUUUAACUCUUUUUGUAACUUUCAUUCAUCUACUUCAAGACAUCAACUUCCUAGGCUGGAGACUGACCCGUUACCACGUAUGUUUUCUGGUUCAAAUCCUUGGAUUCGUCUACAGCACGCAGCAUUUUGUCAUCCUCAUUGUGACAAUAUUAGAACAUCUCUUUAUAGUUUUGAGAAGAUUGCAACAUGGCAUGUGGAAGGCGACUUGGAUAUUUUAUUUAUUUUUAACACUUACAAUUUGGCUUUGCUCUGUGAUAUAUGUUUUAAAAUUUUCAAACAUCCACCCUUUUUUGGAAGAUGCAGCCCAUUUCCAAGCUGAUCAUUGUUGGAUAUCAAGUUUGUCUAUCAUAUCAGAAGUUGCAAUUUUUGUAGCUUUUUUACUUCUUGGUUUUAUAAUAUGGCAUUCUCUUAAAUACGCUGUACAACUUGCUAAAAACCCAAACUGCCUUAUAACUAUAAAAAUCCAGAUUCAUAUGAGGUUAAUCUUUAUUUACAAAGUUGUAUGGAUAUUUUUGGACACGUGGGUGCUCUUUGUAAUAUUCCUGUUGCUCCAUGUUGUUUUGCCACUGGACAUGCCUUCAGUUUUGGCUCUGAAUUGCGCCUGGUUUUGCUUCUUAAACAGUCUUUUAAUAGCACUAGCAUUAUGUAUAGUCUAUCCCAGCUUUGAGUUAGCGCAGGGCUUGGCAGCAGUUCCUCCUGAUAGCUUCUGUGAGUGGAAGAAAAAAUUCCAGUCCACAAGAAACAUAAUAUAACCAAACCAGAAAGAAGAAGCAUUUGACAAAUCAGGGGCAGUUUACAUAUGAUACAUUCUCCAAAAAACGGUAUUCAUGUAACAGUAUUCAAAAAACACUUCAUGCUACUAACACAUUAAACCUAAAGAUAAGUAAUCCUAGGUCUGUCACGAUAAUUAUUGUAUCAAUCUACAUUUUUAAGAUACAAUACACAAUACUUUUUGGGUUCAAUAUGUGUCGUCUGUGCACCAACAAAUGAUACAUAUUAAGCCUGCCCUGCAGAAGGUCGAUAAUUGCAUAUCUGUGAUUCUAUACUGAUAAUUAAAACUCUCCUGACUAAAUAAUAUCUUUUUAAAUGAAUCAUAUUGUAGAAUAUCAUGCAUUAAUAGAGAUGUUAUUACUUGACCUGCUUUAGCUCAAAUUUUUACAGGCAACAAAAACUAAAAAGUUUUCCCACUAGUUCAAAUAAAUAUUAAUGGUGCACUUUGAUUUUGGAAUGAUGUUUCAGAGUACGGCAUUAAACUUAUUUGUCAGCAGGUGGUUUUAUUGCUUUGAUAAACAUGCAUUUUUAUUGUGAGCGGUCUCGCCUCUGCAUAGGUUACAUAUAGAUCUCUAUGAUGAGCAAAUAGAGUGUUAAAUAGUUACUAAGCCUGUAUCAUUCUUAAUUA